AUGAGCGAAACGAACCUCAAUUUACCCGUCAAGCCUACCACGUCACGUGUUGGCCGUACUACUCAGCGCUACAACGAGGAGUCCGGUGCUCGUAUGGUGGCUGGGUGUAUUUGUCUAAAUGAUGCCAAAGACAAGGUGGUGAUGAUCCUGUCCAGCGCCCACAAGGGCCAAUGGGUGUUUCCCAAGGGUGGAAUCGAGACCGACGAAGGUGAUGACUUCGUGGUGAGUGCUGUGCGCGAGACAUGGGAGGAAGCUGGAUGUGAAGGUCGAGUAUUGGAGAAAUUGCCAGUAGUGUUGGACAUGCGAGGCCGUAAGGCGCCAGUGGUUAGCGUGGAGGAUCGACAAAAGGAUUUCGAUCCGUUGAAGCAAGUUCCAAGGCUGGAGUUCCAUUUCUACGAAUUGUUGGUUCUGAACAUGGCAGCACAAUGGCCCGAGGCAGACAAGAGAGAGAGACGGUGGUGUACGUACUCUGAGGCCAAGCACGAGCUUUUGAAGGCUAAAAGACCCGAAUUGGUCAGUGCAUUGGACUCAUCGUGCAUUGUACGUGAUUCUGAAGGUGUGGAGGGGAAAGAUGAAUAUUAA
Molecule: messenger RNA, 582 nt
Organism: Sungouiella intermedia
Lineage: Eukaryota; Fungi; Ascomycota; Pichiomycetes; Serinales; Metschnikowiaceae
Source: the annotation of a GenBank genome assembly